AUGCCGCCCUGCUGCUACAAACUCACCGAGGGGAAGCACCACCCCCGGGACCGCCUGGAGGACGCCGCUCGCACCGGGACCGCUCAUGACACUGCAUGGCCGGCCCCUUUAAUACUGAUAAUAAAAUCUGUGUUAUUCUCUGCAGAUUCUUGUACCAGGAGAUCAGAGGAGAAUCUUAUAUCUUCAGAUUAUAAAGCAGAUGAUGAUAUCACACAAGAUACAUAUGAAGAACAUUCCAUUAUCCCAGAUACACCCUCAGCCCUUCACAGCCAAGAUCUGUCAUCUCAUCCUUAUAUACAGGUCCUGUCUUCUCAGUCAUCACAGGAUGUUCAGCAAAAUAAAGGUCACAGAAGGGGUGUUGGACAUCAACGAGCUCAUACAGGAAGAAAAACGUAUUUAUGCUCAGAAUUUGGGAAAUAUUUUACUUUUAAAUCAGGUCUUGUUACACAUCAAAGAACUCACGCAGGAGAGAAGCCAUUUUCAUGUUCAGAAUGUGGGAAAUGUUUUACUCAGAAAUCAGACCUUGUUGUACAUCUAAGAACUCACACAGGAGAGAAACCAUUUUCAUGUUCAGAUUGUGGGAAAUGUUUUGCUCAAAAAUCAGUUCUUUUUAAACAUCAAAGAACUCACACAGGAGAGAAGCCAUUUUCAUGUUCAAAAUGUGAGAAAUGUUUUACUCGGAAAUCAGGUCUUGUUGUACAUCAAAGAACUCACACAGGAGAUAAGCCAUUUUCAUGUUCGGAAUGUGGGAAAUGUUUUACUUUUCAAUCAGGUCUUGUUGUUCAUCAAAGAACACACACAGGAGAGAAGCCAUUUCCAUGUUCAGAAUGUGGGAAAUGUUUUGCUCAGAUAUCAGAUCUUGUUAAACAUCAAAGAACUCACACAGAGGAAAAGCCAUUUUCAUGUUCAAAAUGUGGGAAAUGUUUUACUCGGAAAUCAGGUCUUAUUGUGCAUCAAAGAACUCACACAGGAGAGAAGCCAUUUUCAUGUUCAGAAUGUGGGAAAUGUUUUACUAAGAAAUCAUACCUUGUUCAACAUAAAAGAACUCACACAGGGGAGAAGCUGUUUUCAUGUUCUGAAUGUGGAAAAUGUUAUACUAACAAAUCAAGUCUUGUUAAACAUCAAAGAACUCACACAGGGGAGAAGCCAUUUUCAUGUUCAGAAUGUGGAAAAUGUUUUCAUGGGAAAACAAAUCUUGUUCUACAUCAAAGAACUCACACAGGGGAGAAACCAUUUUCAUGCUCAGAAUGUGGAAAAUGUUUUACUCAGCAAUCACAUCUUGCUGUACAUCAAAGAACUCACACAGGGAAGAAGCCAUUUUCAUGUUCAGAAUGUAGAAAGUGUUUUACUGACAAAUCAAGUCUUGUUAAACAUCAAAGAACUCACACAGGAGAGAGGCCAUUUUCAUGUUCAGAAUGUGGAAAAUGUUUUACUAGGAAAACAAAACUUGUUCAACAUCAAAAAACUUGUAUAGGGGAGAAGUCAAUUCAGAGCAAUAAAUGAUGCAGAUAACACAUCUAUAUAUUAUCCAUGUACAUAGGAUAUCUGACAUUUAUACAUAUAUCAUAUACUACAUCUCCAAACUUGUUACCAAUUGUUAUUAAAAGUUUUCUUUCUUAUAUUAUUUAUUAUUCUUAUAUUCAUCUCCGCACACUGGACUUAUAAUAAAUGUAAUUGUCAGGAACCGGACUGGAAGCGGGUAGUGGAUCCUCUGUGUUAGUGAGGCGAUGGCGUGGGCCUUACCAGAGGACCGGUUCUAAGAAGUUACUGGUUUUCACAAGAGCCCGCUGCAAGGCGGGAUGGAUUUGCUGCAGCGGUAACUCCCAGGUCGUAUCCCCCGAUAGCGACUCAACCUCACUAACAGCUGAGAUAGGCAUAGUAAACAAGGACAAGGCGAAGGCAAGGUCGGACGUAGCAAAAGGUCAAGGCAGGCGGCAAAGGUUCGUAGUCAGGGGCAACGGCAAGGGUCUGGAUACACAGGCUUGGGAACACAGAACGCUUUCUCAGGGCACUAGGCAACAAGAUCCAGCAAGGACAGGAAAGGGAAGUGGGUUUUUAUAUGUUUGGGAGUGAUUAGCACUGAUUGGGCCAGGCACCAAUUAGUGGUGAACUGGCCCUUUAAAUUUCAGAGAGCACCCGCGCCCGGAACAUGACAGCAGGGGAACGGGGCAGGCGAGAGG
Hyla sarda is the source of this 2180-nucleotide messenger RNA. Its product is annotated as oocyte zinc finger protein XlCOF22-like. NCBI's taxonomy places the organism in Eukaryota, Metazoa, Chordata, Amphibia, Anura, Hylidae. The record is from RefSeq and is a predicted model, not a curated record. The coding region runs from base 1 to 1503 and encodes 500 amino acids. The transcript has 2 exons.